AUGGAGUGGCUUCACAUUUUUAUAGUGUUUGGAAUUUUUGAAGUUAUCCGUGCAGCCCAAAAUUCAUCAAGCUCUGCCGGGAACCCUACCUAUCUGGUCUCAGUUUCCAGAGUGGUGCGUCCUGAUACUCCAACUACACUGUCAGUUACUGUGCUCACAGGAUCUCCUGUUACAGUCAUCUCUGAGAUUAUCCUUGGGAAUACCAGCGUGGCCCAUACACAGAGUACCAUAAAAGGAGGGUCCACUAAAAUGCAAGUACUUCCUCCAAUACCUGAAGAUGAUUGGAGUUACUUGUACCCCUACAAGCUGAUUGUCACAGGCUACAUCGGGGACACUUUAAUCUUCGCCAAUUCCACUGUGCUCCAUUCCAGCCCCAGGAAUAUGUCCAUUUUACUCCAAACAGACAAGCCAGGCUACAGGCCAGAGGAAUCCGUGAAAAUCCGAGCAGUGGUCAUAAGUCCCAACGGCAAGCCGUGUGACGAAGACAUAGAUCUUGUCAUUAUGGAUCCCAGAGGGAAUAUUGUACAGCAGUGGUUGUCUAUGGACACAGUGCUCGGCACAGUAGAUAAAGAGUUCCAGCUCUCUCAGAACCCUCCUCUUGGGAGGUGGAAAAUUGUGGCAACAGCAAAUGAAGUUACGCAGGACAAGCCAUUCCAUGUCGAUCAUCAUGUGGUCCGCAAAUUUGAGGUGCUGGUGGAGGCACCAAAAGUGCUUUACUAUAAAGACCGCCUCACGUCCUCCGUCACUGCACAAUAUUAUUAUGGGAAGCCAGUUGUUGGAAACAUAUCUGUAGUAUAUAUUCACAGUUUACAUGGCAUUAAGACAUACUAUGAAGAGCAACAAAUGAUUUAUGGCACUUCAAGAUUAAGCUUGGAUGUUCCUGAUCUGUAUCGGGAUAACAACUCUAACCACUACACAGACCCAUAUCAUAUUGGAUUGGAGACCAGUGACUACAUCGACAUUAACGUGCAGGUCACAGAACUGUUAACUGGUAAUGCCUACAGUGACAUUGCAAGAGUUUCGAUUGUCAUGUCCCGAUAUGGUCUGGAGUUUCAACAGUAUGACCCGAUCAUAAAGCCGUCACUGAACUUCUCAGCCCAGCUAAGACUGUUCACCUAUAAUGACCACCCCCUGGCUCCAGUGGAUCUGAAUAGGACUGUGACUAUAACUGUCAGGGAGGAGUCUGCCAGUCCCUGGAAUCCAAGGCAAACUCCUAGAUCGAAUUCUUCCGGAUCACCCAAUUCCUCCCACCCAGUCUCCAACUUCCCUUACCCUUCUGGAACCAUUUCAGUCAAGACAUUGAAUUUGUCUGUUCCUGCUGAUGGACUUAUACCCUUACAUGUGCAGCUCUCAAAAAAUGUGACUAUGGUUAUUAUAGAGGCCCAGUAUGAGGAUGUGGACGAAACCCUGCAGUUGCACACAAGCUACUCCUCUCCGAGUAACUCUUAUAUCCAGCUCAGAAGCACCAACACACCACAGAUCGAAAAGCCUCUCCAUUUGAUUGUGGAAAGUAACUUUCCCUUAACUGUUUUUCAUUACGUGGUAACAGUGCGGGGCCAGGUGGUAGCUGUUGGGACUUUGAAUUCCUCCUUAUUUGUUUUGUCUCCUACUGUGUCGUGGAUUCCUCUGGCCAAUGUCCUGGUCUACCUCAUUCGUUCUGAUGGGGAGGUCAUCAAUGCUGCACUGGAUAUUUCCUUCACACGAAUCCUGAGAAACGAUGUUUCCCUGAGGUGGGAGAAGGACAGAGCGGAGCCAUCACAGGUGGUGUCCCUGUCUGUGUCCGUGUUGGAGGCUGAUUCCCUGGUGGGAAUACUGGUAGUGGACAAAGGGAGCAAGGACUCAGACAGGAGUAACGACAUUACGGAGGAGGAGGUGAUGGAGGAGUUGACCAAGUAUGCUAGGGAUGAAGCUCUGGAUGCGAUGAUGGGAAUGGGAGACCCGUACUCUGUUUUCAUGGUGAAUGGCGUUACGGUGCUUACAGAUGCUAGGAUGAGCGGUCACACUGAGCCCCUGACCCAUGAAAUCUCAAGGCCAGGAAGAGCACAGAUCCCUGCACUGGAGGCAGAGGGCAAAGAGGAACCGCACUGCUGUAGGACCUCCUGGCUUUGGCUGUAUAUCAACAUGAGUAUCUCUACCACAGAAUCUUUCCCACUGACGGUCCCAAACAGUAUGAUGUCUUGGGUGGCCACGGCCUUCGUCAUCUCUAAGAACCUGGGACUGGGUUUGAGCGCUCCGGUAGAGCUGGAGGUGUUCAAACACUUCUUCCUGUACCUGAAUCUUCCUCCUUACAUCAUCCGAGGGGAAGUGCUUCUGCUGGAAGUCAGUAUAUUCAAUCGUGUGGAUUGGCACCUGGAGGUGGUAGUGAUCCUAGAUGAGAGCAACAUGUUUGACCUGGUGACCUCUGAAGGGGCGGUAUCUCUUGCAGUAGCCACGCACAGGGUGCGUGUAUGGGGCAAGAGUCAUGCCACCGUGUUCUUCCCCAUCAGAGCCACCGAGCUGGGUCAUAUGCCCAUCUCUCUCCGAGCCCUCGCCCUCUACACCUCCGAUUCAGUCUUCCACACUAUCCUGGUCAAGCCAGAGGGAAUGGAGCAGUCGUUCACCCAGACGCUGUUCAUGGAGUUUGCUCCCACGAAGACGACUCUGUCCAGGGACCUGGAGUUUCACUUUCCUGCUGCUGUGGUGGAAGGCAGCCAGCGGGCCCAGGUCACUGUCGUGGGGGACAUUCUGGGGCCAUCCAUCAGUGGACUGGACUCUCUUAUUCAGAUGCCAUGUGGCUGUGGAGAACAGAACAUGGUUUACUUCGCCCCAGCAGUUUAUGUGUUACAGUAUCUGAGCCGUGUGGGCCAGCUGGAUGAGGAGACUUUAAGCAGGGCUCUGGGCUACAUGGAGCAAGGUUAUCAGCGUGAAUUGUCAUACCAGAGGUUGGAUGGGUCUUUUAGUGCUUUUGGAGACAUUGACCCUUCUGGAAGCACGUGGUUGACGGCGUUCGUGUUGAAGUGCUUCGUUCAAGCUCAGCCGUUCAUCUUUAUCGACACAGCAGUUCUGACGAAGGCAGCGGGUUGGCUGAGGGCCCAGCAGACACCCACAGGAGCCUUCCAGGAGCCCGGCAGGGUCAUCCACACGCAGCUCCUCGAUGGGCUGGGCGGCCAACUGUCCCUCACCGCAUAUGUCCUCGUGGCUGUGCUGGAGGACCCAGAAUACACGAAUAUCUUUGCAGGACAGAUAUCUGGUGCAGUUGACUACCUGACCUUCAAACUCAAACAAGGCAUUUCCAGUAGCUACAGCCUGUGCCUGGUGACCUAUGCCCUAACGCUGGCCCAUAGCCCCUUCGCUGGCACAGCACUCACUGAGCUAAUGAACAGAGCCCAGGUGCAUGAUGGUGUGCCAAUGUGGAGCUCCCCUGACGACAGCCUGGCAACCUCCUGGCAACCACCCACAGCCGACAUCGAGAUGGCAGCCUACGUGCUGCUGACCCUCUACAGACAGGGCAUUCCAGAGCAGGGCUAUGCUCUCAUGAAGUGGCUCCUCCAACAGAGGAACUACAUGGGAGGAUUCGGCUCCACUCAGGACACAGUGAUUGCCCUGCAGGCUCUCUCGGCCUAUGCCACACUAAGCAGCUCCGAGCAGAUCAAUCUCGCCAUCAGAGUGACCUCAGCCACGGCCACGGUAGCCAGCUUCACCGUAGACCGAAACAACUACCUGCAGUACCAGAGCCAGGAGAUUGAAGCCAAGGAGAAGCUUCACAUCGAGGUGUCAGCAUCGGGCCGGGGUUUCGCACUGUUCCAGCUCACUACAUUUUACAACAUAGAGGCUCAGGAGAUGACUCACAGGCUUCAUGACGCUUACACACACGAGGCGUUUGAUUUGUACAUACACAUCAUCGACUUUGACUUAUACAGUGUCAGCAUUCACAUAAUUUUCCGGCUAAAGGAGAACAAGGUGGUGAAUCAGACUAGUAUGACCAUUUUGGAGGUUGGCCUUCUCACUGGCUUUGGUUUGGCUCAGGAGGGCAUCCCUCUAAAUGACCUGGUUCGACGAGUGGAGACAUCGCCAGGCAAAGUCAUCCUCUAUUUAGACUCAGUAAAGACCACUGAUGCAUCGGUGUUAAUCCCAACCACGCUAGAGUUCAAAGUGACCGGUGUUCAGGAGGCGGCUGUUGUCAUUUACGACUACUAUGAGCCACGGAGGAAGACAGUAAGGACAUACAUGUCUGAGACCAGACACAAGAUGGCUUUUUGUGAUUUUUGCGGGGAAGACUGCUCCCAGUGCGACCUCCAGACGCAGCCCGUGUACAACACCGUAUUCUCCUCACACGCCCUCCGGUGUGUGCCGCAAAGCCUGGCCCUGCUGCUUCUCCUCUCCUUGGCCCUUUGUUUCUAAAUAAAAUUAUGAUUAUAGUCCCUAUAAAGUCCCUCAAUCUGAAGUUCCUCUUGUGUAGAUAGGAUUGAUUUGGACUGAGGAAACUGGGGUCUGUGAGAUUGUGUUGGCUCAUGGGUAAAGUGU
Electrophorus electricus (electric eel) is the source of this 4503-nucleotide messenger RNA. RefSeq names its product CD109 molecule (gene cd109). Gene Ontology annotation, molecular function: endopeptidase inhibitor activity. Gene Ontology annotation, cellular component: extracellular region. NCBI's taxonomy places the organism in Eukaryota, Metazoa, Chordata, Actinopteri, Gymnotiformes, Gymnotidae. The record is from RefSeq and is a predicted model, not a curated record.